AUGGCAGCUGUCAGGAAUGGCGUGCUGAGCGUGUGGGUGGUGCCUCCGCAGAUCGUGGGAGACCCCGGAGGCAUCACUUCGUAUACCGUGAGGGGUGUCGCGGUAGGCAUCUCCUCCUCCGUACCACUGAGCACCAUUGAAGCAACUGGAAAAGGCAACACCACCACUAGCCAGCCUCGGUUUGACUUUGCGCCUGGCAAGUUCCUGAGCGGGCGCAACUACUCUAUCACAGUGCGCGCCACCAACCGUAGGGUGGCCCUCGGCGACCAGCUGCAUGUCACAGUGGACCCGCCCACCGUUGUGGGAGGCCCCGGCGACAUCAUCCGCUAUUUUGUCACGGGCCUGCCCAUCGGCGGCGGCCCCACGAUCAGGGUCAACGGCACGGGAGAGCCCACCCGGCUCCGGCCGGGGCAGGUGCGGUUCACCUUUGCCCCCGGCACCUUUAGGAGCGCGCAGCUGUACAACCUGACGGCGGCGGCCGAGAAUGUGAUGGGCAGGGGGCCGGCCGGCGCGGCGCUCCCCUUCCAGACGCCCAGGUCCAAGCCUGCAGCCCCCUCGGUCGUCGACAUCACCAUCAACCGAAACGGCUCCUUCAGCGUCUGGAUCGUGCCGCCCAUCUUUGUCGGCGGCCCCGGCAGCAUCUCCUACCGAGUGCUGGGCGAUGCUGCAGACCCCACCAAGGGCAACCUGUCCCUCAGGAGCCCCGGCCUGCCAUCCAGCGGCGGCCGGGUGCGGGUCACCUUUGCGGCAGGCACCUUCCCGCCGCUGCGCACCUACCUGUUUUAUGCGUUUGCCAAGAAUGAUGUUGGGGAUGGCGACCCGAGCGUACAAGACAUCCAGUUCACCACGCCAGCCAACUUCCCGCCGCCAAGCCCGCCCAAGCCGCCGCCCGCGCCGCGCCCGCCCCGGCCGCCCAGGCCGUCGCCGCCGCGCCCGCCCGCGCCGCCCCAGCCCCCCGCGCCGCCGACGCCCCCGCCGCCGCCCGGCCUGUGGAGGAGCGCUACUUGCUCCCAGCCCGACGACGCCCCCCCCAACUUUGUCUUCUCCAAGGCCCGCCCCCUGCUGGACCUGCCCUACCUGUUUGAGCCCGACUAUGCCUUCUCCCCCGACUCCGUCAUGGGGGGCGACUACUCCGCCACCACCAUCUUCAGCACUUUCUACAGCCCCCGCGCCCCCAUGUCCCGCCCCAACAACGCCUCCGACCGACACUGCUCGUGGUGGAUGAGGACGCCGCCGGCGUGA
This is a messenger RNA of Chlorella variabilis, 1242 nucleotides long. RefSeq lists its product as hypothetical. The record is from RefSeq and is a predicted model, not a curated record. Gene Ontology annotation, molecular function: protein binding. The transcript is spliced from 11 exons. Bases 1 to 1242 code for a protein of 413 amino acids. NCBI's taxonomy places the organism in Eukaryota, Viridiplantae, Chlorophyta, Trebouxiophyceae, Chlorellales, Chlorellaceae.